AUGGAUUUUAUAAAAGAACAAUAUAAUUCGUUAGUCCUAGACCUUAGAAAGACAUUUAGAAAUAAAAGAGAUGGAGUAUCUCAUAUUUUAAAUGUCAUAUGUUUAUUACUAAA
Molecule: messenger RNA, 113 nt
Organism: Plasmodium reichenowi
Lineage: Eukaryota; Apicomplexa; Aconoidasida; Haemosporida; Plasmodiidae
Product: signal peptidase 21 kDa subunit, putative
Exons: 1
Source: RefSeq, a predicted model, not a curated record